UUGGGGACUAACAUUUUCUCCUUACUUCAAUGCCACAACUCUUCUAUUUUUGCACUCACUUUACACCACCUUUGUCCUUUGACCAUAUUUGUCUAGCUUACUGCUUCUCCAGUUUCUCUACAUAUUUCUCCUUUUUUAUACUACUAGCUUAAUCCUCUAAAAAAAUAAUCAAUCCAUUGAGGUUGAGCUCUAGUAGUGGCUAGCAACAUUAUAUGCAUCAAGAAUAGAAACUAAAGCAUAUAACAGAGUGUGUCUGUGUGUUUUGUCAGCUGGGAUUUAUCAAGAUUCAGUUUUUGCCCCAUUUUCACUGUGUGUGUGUGUUUUUGUCAACUGGGGUCUAUCAAGAUUAAAUAUUUCCCCCAUUUUCAUAGUCAACUAGGCUUUAUCAAGAUUUAAUCUUUUUUUCCAUUUUCACAGUGUGUGCAUUUUUGUGUGUUUUGUCAGCUGGGAUUUAUCAAGAUUCAAUCUUUUUGCUUCAUUCUAAUAGUGUGUGCAUUGUCAACUGGGGUUUAUCAAGAUACAAUUUUUUCCCCAUUUUCAUAGGGUGUGUGUGUUUUGUCAGCUGGGGUUUAUCAAGAUUCAAUCUUUUCCCCUUUUCAUAGGUGUGUUUUGUCAUCUAGGCUUUAACAAGUUUCAAUCUUUUUUCCAUUUUCACAGUGUGUGCAUUUUUGUGUGUUUUGUCAGCUGGGAUUUAUCAAGAUUCAGUUUUUGCCCCAUUUUCACUGUGUGUGUGUGUUUUUGUCAACUGGGGUCUAUCAAGAUUAAAUAUUUCCCCCAUUUUCAUAGUCAACUAGGCUUUAUCAAGAUUUAAUCUUUUUUUCCAUUUUCACAGUGUGUGCAUUUGUGUGUGUGUUUCAUCAACUGGGGUCUAUCAAGAUUUAAUCUUUUCCCCCUUUUCAUAGUGUGUGUUUUUUUUUGUCAACUGGGGCUUAUCAAGAUUUUUUUCUUCAUUUUGACAGUAGGUGUGUGUUUUGUCAGCUGGGGUUUAUCAAGAUACAUUUUUUUCCCCAUUUUCAUAGGGUGUGUGUGUUUUGUCAGCUGGGGUUUAUCAAGAUUCAAUCUUUUCCCCUUUUCAUAGGUGUGUUUUGUCAACUAGGCUUUAACAAGAUUCAAUCUUUUCCCCCUUUUCAUAGGUGUGUUUUGUCAUCUAGGCUUUAACAAGUUUCAAUCUUUUUUCCAUUUUCACAGUGUGUGCAUUUGUGUGUGUGUUUCAUCAACUGGGGUCUAUCAAGAUUUAAUCUUUUCCCCCUUUUCAUAGUGUGUGUUUUUUUUUGUCAACUGGGGCUUAUCAAGAUUCAAAUUUUUCUUCAUUUUGACAGUAGGUGUGUGUUUUGUCAGCUGGGGUUUAUCAAGAUUCAAUUUUUUCCCCAUUUUUUGCUGUGAAAAUGGUAAUGGAAGGGAUUCAAGAAGAUAUAGGUGAUGGGAAUAUGCAAUGUAUGAAUCAUCCUUAUAAGAACAGUUCCCCAGGUGGGAUCUGUGCUUUGUGCCUUCAAGAAAAACUUGGAAAGUUGGUUUCUUCCUCUUUUUCUUCUUCCAUUUUCCCUUCUUCUUCUUCUUCCUCUAGUUCAAGAUCUGAUUUUGUAGCCACUUCUUCCACUACUACAACUUCAACCCUACAAGCCCCAACAACUAACAAAAAUACCACUGAUUGUGUUAACUAUCAUCCUUAUGAAAACAAUAUUAGGAAAUCAAAAAUGCAUUUUUUGAAUAAGGGUAGUAAUAGUAAUGUUAAUGUUAAUAUGGCAAGUUCUGGUUCAGAUUCUGGCAUUGUUUUUAAGAGAAGUAAGUCAACUACAACCCCAAGAAAUCAUUUGCAUUUCUUGGAAGCUAAUGAAAGAGAAGAUUAUGGUCCUCACAGAAAAGGGUUCUGGUCUUUUCUUCAUUACUCAUCCUCAAAGCAUUAUUCUUCCACAGGAUCAUCUAUGAACAGUUCUAAAACAUCAAGGGAGAAGAAGAAAGAAGAGAUUGUUGUAGUGGAAGAGAAUGAGAGUCCUAAUGAGACUUCAUUUAACAAUAAAGUAGCAAGAUCAAGAUCUGUUGGUUGUGGAAGUAGGAGUUUUUCAGGUGAUUUAUUUGAAAAAAUCUCGACAGGUUUUGGAGAUUGCACAUUAAGAAGAAUCGAGUCACAAAGAGAAAGCAAACCAAGAUUUUCAUCUGUUCAUCAUAAAGAAAGAGUUAACUGUGGUGGCAUAUUAUCAUAUUUGGUUUCUUCUGAAGUAAAUAAUCUGAAUGGAAAAUCACAUCAUAUUGCUAAUGGAAGAAGUAAGAAUUGGGGAUGGGCCUUAGCAAGUCCAAUGAGAGCUUUUAGCAAAACAUCAUCAAGUGUGAAAAGAGAAGAUUCAAAUGAUAACAAGAAUGCUACUCCAAACUUGGCUGCAAUUCCUUCCUUGUUGACAGUUAGCAGCUAGAAAGAAACUUCUUUUAAUCUAAUUUAAGUGAAAGACGCUAACGUUUUGAGCAGGCGGGGAUUGGAGCUAUUGAUCCAGAAAGAACGAGGCGUUGAAAGCAAAUCCGUAAGAUUGAUCUGAUUCCUCCAUAGCUACUACUACUACUGAUACUAUUAUACAAAUUUGCAUUAUAUUCUUGUGUAGAAACUAUGUUCAUUUAUCAGGUUUUAUCAACUAAUUUCUCUGUUUCAUCACUGUUUAUUAGAGCCCUUCCUUCUUUUUUUGGUCUUGUUGCAAGGUGGAUGUUGAUUUCUCAUAAUUAUUACUUUUGUAUGACAAUGUAGAAUGAUGAUGAUUGAGUUGAAUUCAAAUCUUUUGUAGUGUUUGGGCAUUGAGAUGAUUAAAGAAUGAGUUCUCUUCUUUUUGUUUGAUCAAUUGUUUGUAAUGAUUUUCAAUGAGAGCAAUUCC
Molecule: messenger RNA, 2855 nt
Organism: Solanum tuberosum (potato)
Lineage: Eukaryota; Viridiplantae; Streptophyta; Magnoliopsida; Solanales; Solanaceae
Exons: 2
Coding region: 1386-2408 (340 amino acids)
Source: RefSeq, a predicted model, not a curated record